AUGGCUGCUGCGACCUCCUACUUCCUGUGCGCCCUGCUGACCCUGCUGCUGGCUCUCGCCAUCUACUUCAACCCCGACGAGGCGUCGUUCGUCGCGUUGGUGACAUCGCACGUCGGAAAGAAAGGAGGUUAUUGGGCUGGCCUUGCUGCACAUGUUGUGUCCGGAUUCCAGUCAAAGCUUGGUGUUGCUUUCCAUCUCCACAACCUCUUGGUGUGCUCCUUCCUGAAGUACAUGGGCAGAUGGUACCUUGGAGCAUUCGGCCUGUGGAUCCCAAUGCCCUCCCACCCUGCCCUGGACUGGGCAUCAGAGAGCAUAAAGCAGUGGAGGCUGACUGUGGUGGAGGGGCUAAUCGCCCUCAACCUGCUGGUUUUUGUCCUCUGGCUGCUGCUUCCGGCCCGGGUCAUGGCAAACAAUUUUGAGGUGUCCAAGAUGAACUUGCAGCACAGGCCAUGGGCGGUCUUUGCUGCCAACUUCUCCCACGACAGUCCCAUCCACCUGCUCGCCAAUCUGCAGAUGCUCAGCAUCAUUGGCCCACACCUGAGAACUCUUAUCGGCUCCAAAGCGGUCUUUCUGGUGUACACGCUGGGGGGUAUGGGUGCCCAGGCGGCAUCACUGGCAGGAAAUUCGUACAUGAACCGAGCUGCUUGGACAUCAAAAGGUGCCAGCGGCGCUGUCUACGCGCUUCUUGCCUGCAACGCUGUGCUGGAUCGCGGCUGGACCGUCUACCUCGCGCCCUUUGGCCUGCACUCGACGCCGCUGGGCAUGCUCACUGUGCGCCUGGCCAUCGACAUGCUGGCCGCGUGCAUGGGUGGCGCGGUGGACUUUUGGGCGCACAUUGGCGGCACUGCGACUGGGCUGCUGUAUAUGAAAUACCUUCACGCAGGGGAGGUGAUCAUGGGACCCUGA
This is a messenger RNA of Ostreobium quekettii, 906 nucleotides long. The record is from the annotation of a GenBank genome assembly. NCBI's taxonomy places the organism in Eukaryota, Viridiplantae, Chlorophyta, Ulvophyceae, Bryopsidales, Ostreobiaceae.